Molecule: messenger RNA, 1220 nt
Organism: Tuber melanosporum (Perigord truffle)
Lineage: Eukaryota; Fungi; Ascomycota; Pezizomycetes; Pezizales; Tuberaceae
Exons: 4
Coding region: 1-1032 (343 amino acids)
Biological process (GO): vacuolar acidification
Cellular component (GO): vacuolar proton-transporting V-type ATPase complex; fungal-type vacuole membrane
Molecular function (GO): proton-transporting ATPase activity, rotational mechanism
Source: RefSeq, a predicted model, not a curated record
AUGCUACAAGCUGCUUUCCUUCACAAAUUCGACCCCACGUCGUCAUUGCACCCAAUAGCGGGGGACAAUAUCCAUAGUCUCCCGAAGCUACAGUCCCAACCUUCACAUCUCUGCAACCCCACAGAAAUCCACCCCUAUCACUACCACCGCAACCACCAUCGUUAUGAACACCGCCAGCAUGUCAGGAGCCAGUGCGGGUUCUCUUUUUCUUUCCUUUCUGUCCGUCAUCCUGGAAUCGAAUCUAACCAAGCCAAUCGCUGCAACCGUGAAGCAGUAUUUGCAACGCGCCAGUCCUUAGGCUUUAUAAAGUCCAAGCUUAAAGGCGCCGAAACAGGUCAUAGUCUACUUAAGCGAAAAUCCGAGGCCUUGACGAAACGUUUCCGCGAGAUAACCCAGCGUAUCGAUGAAGCCAAACGAAAGAUGGGCCGCGUGAUGUCGAUCGCUGCCUUCUCCCUUGCAGGAGUCACUUACGCUACAGGCGGCGGCUCGAACCUAAAUUACCAAGUGCAGGAGAACGUCAAGACUGCUAGGUUCCGCGUGAGGACUAAUCAGGAGAACGUGUCCGGCGCGCUGCUGCCCGUGUUCGAGAGCUACAUCGCGCAAGGGAACUCGGAUUUUGGUCUCACGGGGUUGGGCAGCGGCGGGCAGCAGGUGCAGCAGUGCAGGGAGGUUUAUGGGAAGGCGGUGGAGAUGUUGGUUGAGUUGGCGAGUUUGCAAACGGCGUUCGUAAUCCUCGAUAACGUUAUCAAAGUCGUUAGCCGUCGCGUCAAUGCUAUCGAGCAUGUUAUUAUCCCCCGCACGAAGAAUACGAUCAGGUAUAUCAACAGUGAACUCGAUGAGUUGGACCGCGAGGAAUUUUAUAGGCUUAUGAAAGUGCAAGGGAAAAAGUGUCGUGAUGCCGAGGAGGCAGACAAGGAACUUCGUGCUAAGAUGGCAGAAGCAGGGACUACUGCAAUUGAUAGGGCCGAGUAUGGGGGUGAAGGUGUUCCAGAUAUCCUAGAAGAAAAGGAGGAUGAGGAUCCUAUUUUUUAAAGACAAAAAUGGUGUCUUUCUUUGCAUGGGCAGCAGAGCGCUCUUUUCCCUCUUUCUUUCACAUGAAUAUCUUACCCGUGAUGGGCUUUUCCUUUAGCAUACCCGACUUUUCUCCCUCAUUUUCUUCAUUUUUUCCCUUUUCUACUUUGUAAAUACCCCCCAGUACCCCACAUCAAUUCCAUCAAUCA